Messenger RNA from Leptosia nina, 642 nucleotides. NCBI's taxonomy places the organism in Eukaryota, Metazoa, Arthropoda, Insecta, Lepidoptera, Pieridae. The record is from the annotation of a GenBank genome assembly.
AUGGCAACAAUCCUACGAAGGAUGUGGAAAAAUCAUUCGAAGCAUAAAAAAUUAUCUGAAGAAUGGGCGUUAGCUGAAUGCGAAGGCGAAGGCUGGUGGCGAGAGGCCCACAGCGCGCAUGGGCAGAUCGACGUGAGGUAUGCCGGCGCAGCACCGGUGGAGCGAGCCGCCUCCGCUCCUGCUACCGCUCUCGCUGUACGCUCCGCUCUUCACACCGCUAAGACUGGCAACUUAAAGCUACCUAAGGUGAACGUGGACAUUAGCUCCAAAGGCAUCAUCGUGUCCGACGCUGAUUCUCAAGAAAAUGUACUCAGUGUAUCCAUAUACAGGAUUUCCUAUUGCUCAGCGGACGCGGCGAAUGCUCGUGUUUUUGCGGUCGUCGAAGGGAAAAGCACAGGUUCAAACGAAACGCACGUGGUUCACGUUUUUGUAUGUGCGAGGCGGAGGCAGGCCAGGGCGUUGGCUCUUUCGCUAGCUCACGCCUUCAACGACGCUUAUCAGGCUUGGCAAGCUAGCGAAGCGAGUGCACUUCAGUCUGGUGGCAGACGGCGAAUAACUCCUUGGGCUAACUUCUCGAGUGAUUCAGACGAAGACACGGACGAGGAACCAUCUCCGAGUCCUCAGCCGCUUGUAAUUUUUUAA